This is a messenger RNA of Argiope bruennichi, 948 nucleotides long. RefSeq lists its product as uncharacterized. Lineage: Eukaryota; Metazoa; Arthropoda; Arachnida; Araneae; Araneidae. Gene Ontology annotation, biological process: DNA replication, removal of RNA primer. The record is from RefSeq and is a predicted model, not a curated record. Bases 1 to 948 code for a protein of 315 amino acids. The transcript is spliced from 3 exons. Gene Ontology annotation, molecular function: nucleic acid binding; RNA-DNA hybrid ribonuclease activity.
AUGGAAAUAUCGCCUGCUUAUAAAGUAAAAGAAGGAGGAAGAAAAUCAUUUUCUGGCAUGAUUGGUACAUUAACUGCACAACAGAAAAGAACUUGGAAUUACACUUCCGACUGUCCAGUUCGCGUAGGCGACGGAGUCGAAAUUUUUACUGCUGGCUCUAAAAUUGGCAACCGGGUGGGUUCUGCUAUAGCCUGUUACUACUUUGGAAAACUUAUCUAUGUCGAUUCUCAUCGACUAGACGACCACGCAACUGUGUUCCAAGCUGAGGCCUAUGCCUUCUUCAUGGCCCUGGAAUACAUUGACAAAAUGAACUCUUGGAGCAAAGCUUCAAUUUUUUCCGACUCCCUCUCGCUUCUCUCAGCCCUUGCUUCACCUAACCGCAAAAGCUGGAUUCUGAAGCAACUUGCUGACAAAAUCAAAACCGUCAAUACCCACCGUCGGCUCUCCUUCUUUUGGGUUAAAGCUCACAUCGGUGUGGUAGGCAAUGAAGAAGCUGAUAAGCAAGCCAAACUUGGCACAGACAAAAACACAAUCGACUCACCUGUUCCCAGAUCUCACAACACCAUGAAAGCAGAUAUCCGGCGAAACAUUAUCGCUGAAUGGCAAAAUGAAUGGGCGUCUAACGCCAAAGGUCCUCAGACCCAUAAAUAUAUUCCAACAGUCUCCACCAAAAGGAAAUCUUAUCAUCCCUUCAUAAUUCAAUUCCUCUCAGGUCAUGGUAGAUUUCCUCACUACUUUAAUAAAUUCGGCAUCGCCUACAAUCCACUCUGCGACUGUGGUGAAGUCGGUACCCCCGACCACUACGUAUUUGAGUGCAUUUACACUCAAUCCCUCAGAUUUAAACUCAAAAAUACUCAAACAAGAGAUCAACUAAUCCAAGAUCCUUCUAACCUACACAUAAUCCACCAAAUUGUCGGGUGGGUUAACGAUUUCAUUCCUAGGCUCUAA